Pisolithus orientalis is the source of this 1796-nucleotide messenger RNA. RefSeq lists its product as uncharacterized. The record is from RefSeq and is a predicted model, not a curated record. Gene Ontology annotation, cellular component: transcription factor TFIIIB complex. The transcript is spliced from 4 exons. Lineage: Eukaryota; Fungi; Basidiomycota; Agaricomycetes; Boletales; Pisolithaceae. Gene Ontology annotation, molecular function: TFIIIC-class transcription factor complex binding. The coding region runs from base 76 to 1476 and encodes 466 amino acids. Gene Ontology annotation, biological process: RNA polymerase III preinitiation complex assembly.
ACUUAGGAUAUGAUGGAUUUGAUCUUGUCAGACCAGCGAUAGACUGCAACUAUCGUGGUGACUUCGUAGUUGAAAAUGAGCACGCGCGUUCAAAAGGGUGGUACUGUCUUCCGGCCCGUUACAAAGGCCCGAGCGCGCACGGCAGAUACCUCCUCGGAUAGGCAAACUUCACUGUCUCAGGAUACUCGCUUGUCACAGGCUACUCCGCUACCUGAUGAAGCUCCUGACAGUGCACCCCCACCCGCUCUUUCCCCGAUGCCGCCCACGGUAGUCCCCGUUAGACUCUCAUUUACCCCAUCUUCAGAUGUAUCGAAUGUUCAAACCGUUCCUUCCGGUACUCCGAUCAUUGUUGCACCGUCUAGAGCACCAUCGCGAGUGCAACUGACUGAGUUACAACCACCACCUGUGUCAGAAGGCGAUGUAGUCACCAGUUCAGUCGAGGACGAGACUUCAUCUCAGAAAACCACACGGCGACCAAGAUCAAGGUCUGGAUCAACCACGUCUAGAAAACCUCGGAAAACACGGCGGCCCACAACUCCUGCUUUUGAUGCCGAAGCUGACACGGGAGAAGACCUAGAUCCGACCUCAGUUACAAUGGCAGCCUUAUGCGAAGACACGGGCCAAGGUCGCGUCAGUAGCAAAGCUGCCCAAAUUGUUCAAAAUCAUCAAGUAUGGAAAAAGUCCAAUCGCGAAAAAAGGACGAGAAUGCGGGUGAUCAUGGAGGCGAAGAAGUACGGUCGUGGUGAGGACGCUGAGACGGCUCAAGAAAAUGGUGCUAGGGAGGUUCGCUCCGAAGAAGGUUCUACAAGAAACACGACCCCGGGAAUGUGCACAGACGCUACUUCAGUUCCCACAGCUGAAGAUACCUCUGGGAGCGGUUUCGAUUACUCGCAGAAUGUUUCUACAAGCCAGUAUAAUGUCCAAGUUCGCAUUGGGCCCAAUGGGGAAACGAUCGUAGACGAGGAGUCCUUAUUCGUGGACCGUAAUGCAGAAGAGGAAACAGCAAAUUACACCCUUGUAGAAGAAUCUGACGUCUCUAAGUUUGUCAACUCGGGGACCUAUGGCAAACGCUUCCGAGGUUCGCGAUGGAGUGCAGAAGAAACGGAGCUGUUUUACGAUGCGUUAUCGCAAUUCGGGGAAAACUACGAACUCAUUUCCUACGUGCUUCCUGGUCGAGAUCGUAAAGCAUGCAAAAACAAAUUCAAGGCAGAGGACAAGAGGAAUCCAAACAGGAUUGACUUUUGCCUCAAAAAUCGCCGGCCCUAUGAUAUGCAAACACUUUCUCGCAUGACAGGAAAAGACUUUAAUGGACCCACACCUGAGAUUCGUGCCCCCAUAACAUUGUCCCUGGCAGAUCAACCGAAAGGUGCCGAGCAAGAGGACCAACAGGGCGAGGAAGACAUCACCAAGACAUUGCCUGCUGCCCAGGGGAGCGGCGAAGAAGUACUUGGAGAUGUAACAAUGUUUGCAGCAUGAGAUCUGUAGAUAUCAUGGUGUUAGAUGCCAUCCACAGGAAGACGAACAUAUUGUGAAGCCGGGAUAGCUCAGCUGGGAGAGCAACAGACUGAAGUUGGUCGAUUUCUGGAGGUCCCGUGUUCAAUCCACGGUCCUGGCACUUAUUUUACAAAAUUUUUGUCUCGGAGGACAUGGCAAGGGAGAUUUCCCAUCUAACUUUGGGAACGUUCAUCGAUCCAUCAGUGAACGUGCAAGUAUUUCUGUGUGGCCAGGCUGAACUGGGUCGACGAUGACCUAGGUUUGGUUAUCCCCUGGAAAAAUCCUGGCCAUAAAGCGGCGCC